UACUAGAAAUCAACUCAACAAUCAGCAAUCAGAGGCUUUGAGCAGCACAGAAUUUGGGAACAACAACACCUUCUUCUUCUUCUUCUUCUUCUUCAAGUCAAACCUAAACCAAGAACACACACUAGCGGUUACUUUCACGCAUCAACAAUCCAGUCGAUUACGCUCUCGGAUGAUCACGGUUCAUAACCUAGCUACGGCGGUGGUGGCGGUUGGCGGAGGAUGAAGAAAUUCAAGGUGAAGAACACCGGAUUGUUACCUAAUUCCUUGAAGAUUAUAUCUUCGUGUAUUCGAACUGUUUCUACUAAUGCUAGCACCGUCGUUCGUUCCGCCGGUGCGUCUGUUGCUGCUUCGAUUGCAGCGUCUGCUGAUGAUCACAGAGAUCAGGUUUCACGCGUAAAUCCCCUGAAGAAUUAUAUGGAUAUGAAAGUGUGGAUCCUGCUGUUAUUGUUGUGCUGCAAUUGUAGUUGUAGCGGUAGCAGCAGACAAGUUAUAAAGGGGGAGAAUGAUGUGGUGUGGAUUGUUCAGCUAUCUGAUCUUCAUUUUAGUGUUCAUCAUCCUGAGAGAGCUUCUGAUUUCCAGGAAUCUGUGACUCGCACUCUUUCCAUGCUCAACCCUUCACUCGUCUUAAUCACCGGCGAUCUCACUGAUGGUAAAAGCAAGGAUCAUUUAACAAUGAAGCAGAAUGAACAAGAGUGGGUGGAAUACCAAAAGACAAUGGAGAAUGUUAUAACAAAGAGCGGCCUCGAUAGAAGCAUCUUUUAUGAUCUCAGGGGGAAUCAUGAUAAUUUUGGUCUGCCCACUGCGUUUGACUUUUUUUCAAACUAUAGCAUCACUGCUCAGCUCGGAAGAAGUCAAUCUGUCAACACCGUUACUCUGCAGACUAGCACCCGGAAUGUUGUGUUUGUUUCAUUCGACACCACAAUGUCUACUGGAUUACGGGGACCCACAAAUCUCUUUGGGCAUCCAACUGACCAACUCUUAACGGAUUUAAACUCUCAUCUCUCCCAAUGGGAUUCCACAUCAUCAACCAAGAUCACCUUCGGCCAUUUUCCACUUUCAUUUUCUGCACCCACAAGGUCUAAAAAUAACCUACAACAGAUUUUCCUCAACCAAUCCGUAACCGCUUACCUGUGUGGCCAUCUUCAUUCAAGAUUCGGUAAGAAUUUGAAACGACGUCAUCAAGAAACGGAUAGCAGCAACCUCAUCCAACUAAAUAUGCAUCCAAAGGGUACAUCAAAAAAGGUCAAUGACUUUUGGGAACUGGAGAUGGGUGACUGGAGGAAAAGUCGAGCUAUUCGCCUUUUGGCAAUCGAUAAAGGUCGUGUAUCCUUCCUCGACACAGAUUUAAAGACGGGAUCCAAAGAAAUUUUGAUAUUGCCUACUUAUCCAUUGGAUUCCCGGUAUAUGUUGAAUAAAUAUAAAUUUGAAUCAACGGAGGAUACAUCUCAUAUCAGAGCCCUAGUUUUUUCAUCAGCUAUCAUCGCAUCCGUUAAGGUGAAAAUAUACGACUCUAGCCGCCAUGAUAUGGUGGUUCUAGAAGCUUCCAUGAGUAAAAAUGAUAACUUAUACACUGCCCCAUGGAACUCAGAAGCAUUUGUGGAUCCAUCUCCUAGUAGAUAUUGGCUAGAAAUCCAAGCAGUUGAUAACAACGGUGUAACAGUUUCAACCGAAUUGAUGCCUUUUUCGUUAAAUGGGUUACGUGCUGACCUGUCAUGGACAUGGAAGGAGUUUUUUGUCAUGGGGUGUCAAUGGGCGGAACUAUACUACCCGAUAUUUUGGUCAUUCUAUUUAUUUGUUUUCACCACUCUUAUUCUACCCAAAAUCAUCAUUUCUGUUUCGAAAAAACACUACACAUACAAAUACUUCAAGGCGAAUAAAGGGGUUAUAAACGGUUUGACAUGGGUAUUUGCUGAGCUGGACAGUAUCCCGUUUUUGUGGAAUUUAAUGUUAGCAUACUUGUUGUACCUUAUACUAUGUCCAUGGAUUUCAGGUGAAGUUUUCAGUAAAGGAGGUCAUGGUGAUAGGGGAUACAUGACAUAUAAAGGGUGGGUGGUGAAUUUUGAUGAUUUAAAAAGUUUGGAGUUUAUCGGAUUCCCGGAUAUAAUGGUAAUUGUUAUUCCUCAUAUCUAUUUUGUGGUAUUACCAGCUGUUGUUAUAAUUGGGGCACUGGCUGCUGAGAGAGCAGUGUAUCAAGAUCAUGUUUGUUCACUUUCUGGAAAGAAAAGAGAUGAUGAUGGAGAAUCCAGGUCAAAAGAUCACAACGUAAGUGGCUGGAUGUUGCGUAAAUGGGCUAGGGGUAUACUUGUAAUUUUCUCUCUGGCGGUUUGUUGGAAGCAUUUUAAGAACUGUUGGGCUCUAAUGAAGGCUUAUGAGAUGAACCCAUUGGUGCAUUUUCCAUUUUAUAGCUUCUCAAUCCCGUUAUUACUGGCUUAUGCUUUUCUACAAGGCAAAAAGACUAUAACGCCCUUUGCUUGUUAAAUCUCAAUCCCGUUAAGCUUGAUGGCAGACCUACACGAUGGACUUGAUUGAGGUCUCGAUAAUCGGUUGUUCUAAAUUCAAAUCUUCUCUAAAGAAACUAGUUUUCAUUGGUCAAGGAUAAAUUAUACAUGGACAAAGAAACUCAUGGUCAUGGGCAAAUAUGUUAAUUUAACUUAAUACUUUUAACUUCAGUUAUGUACUUCUUAACAAGCCUUUUAGCUAGGUCUAUAUAGAGGAAAUUUGGUA
Messenger RNA from Helianthus annuus (common sunflower), 2724 nucleotides. Its product is annotated as putative metallophosphoesterase At3g03305. NCBI's taxonomy places the organism in Eukaryota, Viridiplantae, Streptophyta, Magnoliopsida, Asterales, Asteraceae. The record is from RefSeq and is a predicted model, not a curated record. The coding region runs from base 220 to 2478 and encodes 752 amino acids. Gene Ontology annotation, molecular function: hydrolase activity. The transcript is spliced from 5 exons.